AUGAAAUUAAAUUAUAAUUUUUAUUUUUUAAUAAUUUUAUUAAUAUUUUUAAUAAUUAAUAAAAAUCAAAGUCAAAUUGUUAAAGGACCAAAAAUUUGGUCAAAACAAAUUAUAGAUACAACAUUUAUGUUAAAUCAAGGUAUAAAUUUCACAGUUAAUAAUAUUACUAAUGAUUCAAAUAAAAUGUAUCAAAGAUAUGAUUGGUCAUUUAUGAGAUUUUUCAUACAUAAUAAUAAAAGCAAAUUAUUAAUGUCUACAGAUUAUCAUCCAAGAGUUGACGAAUUCACUACAAUAAAAAUACCAAAUACUAAUUUCAUGGUUCAAAAUGAGCAUUAUACAGUUUGGGCAGAAUUCCCAGGUUUAAAAAAUAUUUCAACAUUUACAAGUGUUAGAGAGAAUCAAACAUUUCCAUGCACAUUUAAUAAUAGUAUUGGUGUAAUGGAAACUCUAACAAAUUAUACAGAUUGUAAAAAUAAUACAAGUGGAAAUUAUACAAAAGAAGUUAUAGUGAAUACUGAAACUUUUAAAUUGUAUCCAAUAAUUUUACCACCAAAACAUAUAUUUUCAAAUUUAACUCAAUCAUUUGUAAAUUAUUUUACAAUUAUUGUUCAAUUAGAGAAUGGUAAAAUUGUUGAUGCUGUUUGGGAUGGUGAUAGAAUUCCUGGUAUGUGUGAAAAACAGUGUGAUCAAUGUAUUGAUUCUCAAUGUGGUGUAAAAGUUAAGGAUAUGAAAUGUAAUGAAUUAAGAGAUAAUGAUAAAUUAUCAAAUUCAACAAUAAUUAAUGGUACAACAACAACAACAACAACUACUACUGGCACAUCAACAACUACACCAUCUUCUACUCCGAUUUUAAUUAGAGAUGGAAUACCAAUUAAUGGUUGUCAAGUUAAAUCUUUUAUUGCUUGGGCUGGUGUAGAUAGGUUGGGUAAACCUUGCCAAUCAAUUAAUAAAAUACCUUCAAAAUUUCAAGAAUAUUCUGCAACUUCAAUAAAGAAAAUUGGUACUGGUUUAUUAACUGAUUUCUUAUAUCGUGUUAAUGACCAAAAUAAUCCAAAUACUCCAUAA
This is a messenger RNA of Dictyostelium discoideum AX4, 1065 nucleotides long. RefSeq lists its product as hypothetical. The record is from RefSeq and is a predicted model, not a curated record. Bases 1 to 1065 code for a protein of 354 amino acids. NCBI's taxonomy places the organism in Eukaryota, Evosea, Eumycetozoa, Dictyosteliales, Dictyosteliaceae. The transcript has a single exon.